AUGGCUUUCUUCUCUACGCUCUCGAGCUCCAUCGGCCGGAAGAUGCUCCUCUACGGGUUGCGCCACAUCGACAUACUGGACAAAGACCCUGCCGACUUCGUGAGCGUCGAUGUCGGGUGGCGCACUACACUCGAGGUUCGGGACGUUGGGUUGCACGUCAAGAAACUCCUAGCACUAUUACACCUCACCCUCCCUCCCGAGAUCCAGCUGUUGAAAGCGCAAGCCUCGCUCCUCCAGGUUACCUUCGUCCUCGAAUUCGGCGUCCCCCAGAUAUUGAUAGAGGUACAUGGCAUACGCGUAGAAGCUCGGUUGACCGAGCAUGUCGAAGGUGCUCCCUCUUCAAAUACUCGCCGACAGCACACCCAGAAACGAUCCUCGCCACCUUCAACGGCCGCUUCGCCUUCCGCUGCCCCCAACAACCAGGACACGGAUGGUUCAGACAAUGACACCGAUGACGACGACUACGUGCCCACCGUAGACGAGCUGGCCAAGUCAUUCAUAAAGACGGAGCCUCUGGAAGAAAUUCGCGAGCUGCAGCAUGAGCUCGAGUCUCAACCUACGUAUAUGCACGAGUCGGUCGCAUCGAGUGACGAUGGCGAAGAGGCUUCUGCCGGUAUUGGAGCGCCUCUGACGAUCCCAACAUAUCUUCGCAAUAUGUUGAAUACCGCUUUAGAUCGUCUAAGCAUAGUUGUCAACAACAUCGAUAUAGAUGUGGAGGAUCACUUCCCUAACGAUGCCAUGGACUCGUCAAAGUCAAGCGAAACCUCACCUUCUUCUCUGAGCUUUCACAUCGAGCGUAUAGCGAUUGACUCGACCACUGCCAAAGAUGUUCGCAUUGAGGCUGAGUCUACAACGUUGCCUCCCGCCACCUCGAAGCUAGGUAAGCGGAGGAUGCGGGUGGAAAACAUCUGCGGGCGCCUUGUGUCCGAUGUCAAAAAUUUCGUAUCUCAAUCGCAGCUCUCGCAGACGACGUCAUCUCCGCCUACUUCGCGAUCUCAGGCGUCAAGCAGGCAUGAAACCACCAGCGAACCUGCGACGAGUCAAGUUCAAGACCAGCCUGUUGAGUCUAGGCAAUCCAUACAAGAGGAAGUGAUAAGCUCGACAACAUUCCGGAGCGAUCAAGAGGCGUCAUCCAGCCAGAUCGUUUUGCCAACAGAAGUCCAAAGUGCCAUCUCUCACGGAGAAGCUGCCUCACCCAAGCGUUCUUUAUCCCCGGACCAAGCACAGCUAGCGCUGUCGCCGCAAACAACAGACGAUGAUCGUUUUGCAGACGCUACUUCCGAUGACGGCGUGUAUGGUCAACAACUGCAGCCUUCACUCGGCCAGUUUCAGCAAGAUCAUGAUUUCCCUGAUCUUGGCGAGGGUAGUUUAUCGUAUGACGACGAGGGCUUGCUCAACUUCGCGAUGCAGAAUGACAUGCUCAAUUCACAACUUGAGGAGCAACCGGCGAUGGAACAGUCCUCGGAAGCGGCGGCGUGGGGGCUAAACGGUGCAACUUCAAGCCGACAUACUCACAUCUCCGAAGCCGCUAGCGAUGCAUCCGUGUCAGACUUGCCUACUGUGUCUGCUCUGGGUCGCUCCUUUCCAGUCCCGAAUGUGAUCGACUCAUCGUCUCAAUCGGGCCAUAACCAGGCACCCCACAUCAGUACUGACAAUUUGGCUGCAGCACAUGAGCGAACAACGGAUGAUACUCAGGAGCUUUCCGACGACGUGCACCAGCACCUUGAUUCGUCGCCUUCACCAGAUGAAGACAUGGCCCAGUCACGGUUUUUCACGCACGAUGAGGCUGAAAGUAUGUACAUGAGUGCAGUGAGUGCGACGCAGGCUAGUUCCGCUCAUGCUGGGCAUGUUCCCGGAGGCUGGGACUCUUCGUCAGACUCAAGUAAAGAAUCUAGUUCCGAUAGGUCGGAACCGAUACCAGAGGAUAUGAUCUCCGGUAGCAUUUUAGCGCCAUUGCCAGAAGCAGACGAUGGAUGCGAGACUCCACGUCCGGGAAGCCGCCAGAGCUCGGUCUUGCCGCCAAGACCCGAACUUAGACAAACCCCUACGCCUGACGCGCCCGGUCCGCGAAAACAUGCCAAACGGUUUCUCACCAUAGAUGAGAUUACUGUGUGGUUCCCCAUGGCCCUCGGUGAUAAAGAGCAUAAUGAUGCAACAAGUGAGCAAGUCGAUGAUGCGGCAAGCAUGGAGUUUAGUCCUUCCAAUUUGGGUGAAGAUUCUAUUUUCACGGAGAUGCCAGGAUCGUUCUCCAAUUAUGCACAUUCUUCUUCACAUCGUCGAAAGCCCUCCCUGGAAGCGUUGUCUCGCGGACGACCUACCCCCGCAUCCCCACAAACAUCUCGGCCUCCAGCGCAGCCCACGACAACAGGCGUGGCUUCGAUUAUUGUCGAUGUCGGCUCCAUAGUCGGUCAUAUGGACAUUUCCACUGGCCGCAUCAUGGCCGCUAUGUUUGCUAGGGCAACACAAGCUCUCACCGGGGAACUGUCCUCAAGCGAAGGAACUGUGAAAUCGAAGUCCACGGAAACUUUGGAAUCAUCUCCCAUGAGUCUUGAAGUUUCCGUGCAGAGCAUUGCUCUAUCGUGGCUGGAGCACGUGUUGGCGGAAUCUACGCAGGAAGGGCCGCUUUCAGGGCACCAACUGGAACUUCAACCUUCGGAUGCAAUAUUGAGAGCCAAUUUCUCGGCUAUGCACCUCACCAGUGGCAAGCCUUCCGGUAUUUUGCGAACUCAACUUCAUAUUGGCAAGUUCACAUUAGCAUCUUUGGAUCAAGACAUCAUUUCCUUCCACAGCUCACGGCCGAAAUCCAGACGGUCGGCCAAUGUCCCGCUAGAACAACCCAAUCACGAUAUAGAACUGAAGUACGAGCAGGGGCAAGACGAUCGUAUCACCAUCGUCACCCGUCCCCUCAACAUUUUGUUUGACAUCCAGAAACUGGACGACGCGUUGGGCUCCUUUGGUGGGUUCAGCGGCGUAUUAGAGUUGAGCAACUCCAUCAACUCUAGUAGCGCAGUCGCAAGUCCUGUCAUAUGUCCAGCCCGUUCUCGGCCUCGCGGUGUACAUUUUGGUGAUGGUCUACCUCCCCCUGUCAAAGAAUCACCACCCACGAAGUCUCCGAAGAUCGACGUAAAACUCGGUGAGGUAUCUUUGGCCCUCAGGGGGAAGUCAUGUUCCAUGCAACUUCACACGACGACGGUGCGCAUUGCUGUGCGGCAAAGCAAUGUGCGCCUCAAAGUUUCCGAGACACAGCUGACUGGCCCUUACACCGAGGUCGCCCCCAAGACUGCACCUUUCGUUGGAGAAUUGAAAGGCACUGAAAUCAACUUUCUCUUCGCCCCUGGCGAGCAGGAUCUGACUAGGCUAAUAUCCUUGAUCACGCCAUCAAAGAACCCGUACGAGAAUAACGACGACAUUCUCAUCGAAACCCUGCUACGUCAGCGACAAAAAGGCUCCGUACUUCGAGUUGAAAUCGCUGAAAUCGGUGUUCAUGUCUCAGAUCUUGAACACAUGAAAGCGCUAGAAGCUCUAGGGAUAGAGCUGGCGCGAUUGUCCAAGGUCACCAAAUACUUGCCAGAUGAUGAUCGACCUGGCCUUCUAAGCCUCGCAUCGGUGAAACGGCUGGAUGCUCGCGUCACUGUAAAUGAGAAACUUGGAGAUGUCUCAGUCAUCCUGCAGGAAUCCGCAUUAGCACACGUCGGAGUUCCUGCUUUGCUUGCUGUUGAAGUUGGCAAAGCGACUGUCCGGCGCAACGACGAAGUAUUGGUUCAAGAAGUUGUGGAGCUACGCCCGUUGGAACAACUACCCGUCAUCAUGUUGAGGAUGGUGGGCGACGAGAUGGAACCCAUGGUGAAAGUCAAGUUGUUCAAUCUAUGCGUUGAAUACCGAGUCAGCACGAUAAUGGCAGCGCUGGGGAUUGCUGAGGAUGGCACGGUAGACGAUCUGGCUAUAGGCCUAGCCUCAAGCGUCGCAACUGUCACAGGCGCAUCCUCUCCUAAGACUAUCAGCCGACAGUCUUCCCAAGCGAGUUCGCCAGUCACAGCCGUCGCUCAGCCGCUUCAGGUCGAUCUUCUGCUGAGGGAUUGCGCAAUUGGUCUCAAUCCUCGAAAAUCACUCUCGAAGGGUCUUUUCGUCCUCACGGAAGCGCAUGUUACGGGUAAGCAAGCAAAAAACGACUACUCUGUCACGGUGAACCUCCGCAAGGCUUCGAUACAUGCUAUAGAUGACAUAGCGCGCCUAGAAGAAGAACACGGGCCUGUCUCGACCACACCCACUGCCAACGGCCAUUUAUAUGGACUGAAAUCCUUGGGCUAUGUGUCUCUAAGUUCGAUUUCGGCCGCAAAGAUAUUUGUCAACAUUGGAGGUGAUGGACAGGAACACCCCCAGCUAGUAGACGUGGAGUUCAAAAAUGAGCUGUUUGUUAUUGAGUCAUGCGCAGAUUCUACACAGACGCUCAUGACAAUUCUGAGCGGUCUACAGCCCCCAACGCCACCAUCAACCGCAGAACAGUAUCGUAUGGUACCGCUACAGCACAUGAUGGAGUCAUUCACUGGCGAUGGAUUGUUGCAAGAUGAAGAAGCCGAUGACUUCAUGAGCAAUGCUGACUUGAUCGAGGAUGAUCUGCCAAGGGAUCCUACCUUCGUUGGUGGACUCUACAAUUCACAACCCCUGCUGACUGAAGAAGAAAUGGGCGACAGUCUAUUGGGUGAAGAAGAUCUCAGCGCUUUGGCCACACCGCCUGUAACUCGCCAACGUGGCGAUCGAGCUCUCCUUGAGAGCUUCCAGGAGAAGCACGAAGUCACUCGAGGAGAAGAAGCGUUUGAUUUUGACGACGACUACUUCGGAGAGUCAAAUAUUGAACCAAAGGGUAAAGCCCGUAAAUGGGAUUCUGCCAAGAACCAAUAUCAUCCAUCCAAUGAGUUCAAGGUCACAGGCGCUCCACUAAAGGUACGGGUCCGCGACGUCAACGUAAUCUGGAACUUAUACGACGGCUAUGACUGGCCUCGAACACGCAGCGUUAUCAGCAAAGCUGUGGAUGACGUUGAGGCUCGCGCCGAGGAGCGACGGCAUAAGGGACGAGAAGAGGAUGACGACGAUGACUUCGUUGAGCAAGACUUCCUCUUCAACUCGGUUUGGAUUGGUGUGGAUGUGAAGGACGAGAAAGGAGCUCUAGCCCGACGUAUCAACCAUGAUAUUGACGAUCUUGCCAGCGAGACGGGCAGUUACGCGACGUCAACAGCGACACGCUCGACUGGAGCUACUCUACGGCCUCGAAGUACUACCAAAUCUAGGCGUCGUCUCAAGCUCGAGCGUAGUAAACACAAAAAGAUUGCAUUCUCCCUCAGCGGGGUCGCAGUUGAUCUUGUCGUCUUUCCGCCGGAUACAGGCGAGACGGUCAAUUCCGUCAAUGUCCGCGUACGAGAUCUAGAGGUUUUCGAUCACAUGCCCAGCUCUACCUGGAAGAAAUUUGUCACGUGCGCAAUCGAUCCAGCGAAGAGAGAGCUCAUUCGUCCGAUGAUAAAUCUUGAACUCAAUACGGUCAAGCCGAUCACUGAUCUAGCGGCUUCGGAGCUCGUCAUUAAAGUGUCUAUCCUUCCACUCCGCUUGCAUAUCGAUCAGGACGCUUUGGACUUUAUCACGCGUUUCUUUGAGUUCAAAGAUGAUUCCGCACCCGCUAGCAGCCCAGCUGGUGACCAGCCUUUCAUUCAGCGGUUGGAAGUGAUGGCGGUUAAGCUGAAGUUGGACUACAAGCCAAAGCGCGUGGACUAUCGCGGCCUCCGGUCCGGCCACACAACGGAGUUCAUGAAUUUUCUCGUCCUCGACGGCUCGGACAUUACCUUACGCCACGCGAUUCUGUACGGAAUUACAUCGUUCGACAAACUUCACAAGACUCUCAAUGACGUGUGGUCACCGGAUGUCAAGAACAAUCAGUUACCAGGCGUACUAUCGGGGCUGGCAGGCCUGCGACCUUUUGUGAAUGUCGGUUCCGGCCUCAAAGACCUCGUCGUUGUUCCAAUGCGCGAGUACAAGAAAGACGGUCGAAUUGUGCGCAGUCUGGGGAAGGGUGUACACGCAUUCGCUAUGCACACAACGUCAGAGGCGGCACGUCUGGGUGCGAAGGUGGCGAUCGGCGCGCAAAUUGUGCUGGAAGGCACUGAGGAGUUCUUGAACCCACAGACUGCCUCAUCGAGCCGCCAUCAAUCCCUCGACUGGGAUGGCGAAGAUCCUAAUUCCGACACAGAAGAGCCACGCGCCGCAUCGAACUACGCCAAUCAGCCGAUCGGUGUGGGCGCUGGUCUUCGCAGCGCGGUCCGGCACUUCGAACGGGACUGGAACACUGCUCGUGACGCAGUAAUCGCGAUUCCUGCAUCGGUCAUGGAAGAGGGUAGCGGCACGGGUGUCGCAAGGGCCUUCCGUAGACAUGGACCGACUGUCGUCUUGCGACCUGCAGUUGGUUUUACGAAAGCGGUGAGCAAUGCGUUACUAGGCGCAGGCAAUGCGCUUGAUCCCGAAUCGAGGCGUAAGAUUGAAGAUAAAUACAAAUCUUACUAG
Messenger RNA from Alternaria novae-zelandiae, 6546 nucleotides. RefSeq lists its product as uncharacterized. The record is from RefSeq and is a predicted model, not a curated record. Gene Ontology annotation, biological process: reticulophagy; autophagy of mitochondrion; autophagosome assembly. Gene Ontology annotation, cellular component: extrinsic component of membrane; phagophore assembly site. Lineage: Eukaryota; Fungi; Ascomycota; Dothideomycetes; Pleosporales; Pleosporaceae. The transcript is spliced from 4 exons. Bases 1 to 6546 code for a protein of 2181 amino acids. Gene Ontology annotation, molecular function: phosphatidylinositol-3-phosphate binding.